UCAAAUCUAUUGGGUCGAAACAUCAAACAUAAACACAAAUUUCAGAGAUCAAAAAGCACAAACACUGUACACAAAAUUCAAAUGCUGAAACCAAAACUAGAAGUUUGGAGACGAACUUGACUGCUUCUCCAAUCUUGAAAACCUAAUGAUUUUAGUUUUUAGUGAAAGAAAAUUGAGAGAGAGAGAGAGAGAAAAGAAAUAUCAUAUCAUUCGUUGAUCCGCGCUGCCAUAUCGGGUGUUCAACUACAGGAAGAAAAGAAAUGGUUGGAGUUGCUCCUAAUGAGGGAAGUCGACGGCGUUUACCGGUAUGGAUGCUGGGUGUAGCUGCCGCUGACCAAGAGAGAAAGUCUGAUGAUGUAGAUAAAAACAACCACCAUGCAGAUGAGGGACUUUUGCCCCAAGCUUGCCAUUCUGAAGCAAAAAAUAUGACUAAAGCACCUGGAAAAGGGAUCCUGGUCCAAGAAAAAGGGGUGAAUUCACAUUUUCUUUUAAAAUGUGAAACAAAGAAAAGAAGAAAAGCAAGUCUACAGGAUUCAAACCUUGAUGGUAUCAUCACUGAAACUGUUACCAAGAAGAAAAAGGAUAAUAGGCUUGGGAGAAAAGUUAGGGAACCUACUGCACGGAAAAGACAAAAGGCAAAGGGUUCUGACUUUGGAAGGGGUGAAGAUUUUGACAUUCAGCUUCCAAAUGAUGAUGAUGUGGAGCUGACAAUGGAUGAUCUGAUGACCAUUGCUGAAGAGUAUGUCAAAGCUGAGAAGAAUAAGGAGCAACAAGUGUCAAAUAGAGAAUGCAGAUCAGAAAGAAAAGUCCCCACAAUGGUCUCUUCCAGUAAUGUCUCAGUGAGAUUGCUUGAUGCCCCAAAUGGUAACCAAAGUUCACCCACUGAAGAAGUGACAGCUUCUCAUAGUUCCACUGUGAGUUUAGCCAGUGAAGAAAUUGCAAUCAUUGACAGGAGAACGGGAGAUCCUGCUCAGGACAUGUUGGAUCUGUUUUUGGGUCCCUUGCUCAAGAAACCCUUUGAGCAGGAGAAUAGAUCUUUUAUAAAGGAUAUGGAAUUUGCCUAUGAGUUUGAAAGGCAAAGUCAGAAUACUGUUGUUGGAGAUGAAAUAGAGCCCCUGAUGAAAAAGAAGAGCAGUCUCAAAGAUAAGCACUUGGUUAAUCCAUUGGGCGACCUUUUCAGACUUAUCAUCUUAGUCACAUCUUCAGCUCCUCACCUCAGAUGAUACUCCAGUAGGUGCAUACCUUUGACCCCUAGUCUUUCUUUGUCACUAUCUAUUUGAUUUAUCAGUCUUGUAGCUAGUGUUCAUAUACAUUUUUAAAUUUUGAGACUGAAAUGGGAAGGGCAUUCUUUCUGUAAAUAUUUUGGACAUAAAGGAAUUUACAGGAACUAAAACUUUAUAAGAGCAGAUCAGUAGUCAUUUGGGUAAGUUAAUCCUUACAA
This is a messenger RNA of Quercus robur (English oak), 1441 nucleotides long. RefSeq lists its product as uncharacterized. Lineage: Eukaryota; Viridiplantae; Streptophyta; Magnoliopsida; Fagales; Fagaceae. The transcript is spliced from 4 exons. The record is from RefSeq and is a predicted model, not a curated record. Bases 261 to 1223 code for a protein of 320 amino acids.